AUUAGUUGUAAAUGAAAAAUAGAAAAAACUCUUUCCAGGCGUUUGUUCUUCUUUUGUUUCUUUUCUGUUUAACGACCAACGACCAGUUUAGCCCUGAACAGCGCCAUUACAAAAACCUGCGUCUGCACACACCGCGGGGAUGAAAGUCAACAUCACACUAUAAAUUGCCCAAAAAAAAUACCAUAUUUUUUCUGGGAUUUUAGCAAGAAAUUGUGGAAUGCAAGCCAAUUUUUAGUCCCUUGAAAUUUCAACUCUAACUCAACAAAUUGAAUAUUGUCCUUCUCUGAAAGGACUCUGCUAAAGUUCCCGUCUUUUGGCGAUUUGGUUGGCCCUUUUCUGGUUUGGACUCUGUUUAAUCCUUUCCAAAAGGGAAACAUCCGCUUGAAUUGAAUGGAAGCUAAAAUGUCAAUGAGGGCUGCAACUAAUACGCCAGCCCAGAUGGUUUCCAUGGCGUCUUUCAAUGUAAGGCCCAAAUUCAACGUUUUUAAGCCAACCCCAGUUUGGAAAUCUAUCACUUUCGGUGCCCCUUUGGUCAUUCAAGCUCAAAAGGUAUCUACCAUUUUAUCAAUCAUAUGGACUGCAGUGAUUUCAUGUCCGAAAUCAAAGAAGUUGCUGCCGAAGUUUCUGAAAAAGAUGCCUUGAAGGUUAAGGAGUGGGAAGUUGGUAUGCUGCAAGACGAGGUAGCUGCAAGCCAAGGUAUAAGGAUUAGGAGACGGCCCCCUACUGGCCCCCCUUUGCAUUACGUUGGUCCUUUUGAGUUUAGGAUACAGAAUGAAGGUAACACUCCACGGAAUAUCCUUGAAGAGAUUGUUUGGCACAAGGACGUUGAAGUGGCACAGAUGAAAGAGAAAAUGCCUCUUCCUUCUUUGAAAAGAGCCCUUGACAAUGCUCCACCAGUUAGAGAUUUUCUUGGAGCCCUAAAGGCGGCAAAUGCACGAACUGGAUUGCCAGGUCUAAUUGCUGAAGUGAAGAAGGCAUCUCCAUCUAGAGGAGUCUUGAGGGAAAAUUUUGACCCAGUUGAAAUUGCUAAAGCCUAUGAAAAAGGUGGAGCAGCAUGCCUUAGUGUUUUGACUGACCAGAAAUAUUUUCAAGGAGGCUUUGAGAACUUGGAGAAAAUUAGGAACUCUGGAGUGCAGUGUCCUCUCCUAUGCAAAGAAUUUGUCAUAGAUGCUUGGCAAAUCUAUUACGCUCGUACUAAAGGUGCAGAUGCAAUUCUCUUGGUUGCUGCAAUUUUACCAGAUCUUGAUAUUCGAUACAUGACUAAGAUCUGCAAAUUGCUGGGGUUGACUGCACUUGUUGAGGUACACGACGAGAAGGAGAUGGAUCGCGUACUGGGAAUAGAAGGGAUUGAACUUAUUGGCAUAAACAACCGUAAUCUUGAGACAUUUGAAGUCGACAUAAGUAACACAAGAAAUCUUCUUCAAGGAGAACGUUGGCAAAAAAUCCAAGAAAAAGGCAUUAUUGUGGUUGGGGAGUCUGGACUUUUUACUCCUUCUGAUAUUGCUUAUGUGCAAGAAGCUGGCGUAAAAGCGGUUCUGGUUGGAGAAUCCAUUGUGAAGCAGAGUGAUCCAACAAAGGGAAUUACUGAACUCUUUGGAAAAGAUAUCUCCUGCUGAUGAAAGGAGCGCCUCGGAUGGAUUGGACAAAGUGGUUCGAAUCACAAGUCUAAACCACCGUUAAAUGUGAUUUUUCAGCAGCUAUAGAAUUGCAUUGCAUGUUGUAUCUCUAUUUUCCUCCCCACCCUUCUUCUUUGUUCAACGGAUAGUUACAGACAAUGUUCAUCGAGUUAUCAAAUAUCAGCGGAACUGGCUCAUUAUGAGCCGACUUUGAAUCUUUGUGGUUAAUACUUAUUAUACCUUUUGAAUAAUAAAUAUGUGCCUUUUAAACCCAAAAUAGG
Molecule: messenger RNA, 1897 nt
Organism: Oldenlandia corymbosa var. corymbosa
Lineage: Eukaryota; Viridiplantae; Streptophyta; Magnoliopsida; Gentianales; Rubiaceae
Source: the annotation of a GenBank genome assembly